AUGGAGCCCUUUCGUGUACGGCUUAACUGCAUCGAUCAUUACCUGGCGACCGCGUCGGAACUAGACCCUCAAGUACCCUUCCGGGAUGGAGUUUCAGGAAAGAAUUACAGGCCCAAAGUACCUGUGAUCCGAGUAUUUGGAGCGACCGAAACUGGGCAACGAAUCUGUGUCCAUGUCCACGGUGCAUUUCCGUAUCUGUACAUCGAAUACAAUGGGUCGCUGGCGCCUGAAGCCGGUGCGUCUAAAGACACAACGAACCAAUGCGCAGUUGAAUUUUCUUUGCUGAACGAGAUUCUUACUGUAGUGAGCUCGGCGAUCCGUACUCUCCACCUUUCAAUCGAUCACGCCCUGGCAGUUAGCUACCGUCGCAAUGCUUACGAUAGAAAGACGGCUUAUGUCGCGCACAUUACGUUGGUUAAAGGGAUUCCAUUCUAUGGAUAUCAUGUUGGCUAUCGAACUUUCUUCAAGAUCUACCUGCUCAACCCAUUCAAUAUUACUCGCCUAGCAGAUCUGCUACAUCAAGGAGCAGUGAUGAAACGGCCACUCCAGCCGUACGAGAGCCACCUACAGUAUGUCCCGCAAUGGAUGUGCGAUUACAAUUUAUACGGAUGUGGGUACAUGAACUGCAGCAAGGUCAAGUUCCGAGCCCCGGUACCUGAAUAUUUGGAACUCAGCAAUCUCAACCAUCGCUGGCAUGACCGCUCUAUCAACCCCGAAAGCAUCCUUGACGACCCAGCUCUGCAGAAACAGAGCCACUGCCCCCUGGAAGUUGAUGUCUGCGUGCAAGACAUACUUAACCGAUUGGACAUUAAAGAACGCCCUUUGCAUCACGAUUUCACAGAAUUCUUGAGGCCAGCUGCGGUCAACGAGCGCCUGGUUCCCAGCGUAGCCGGCCUUUGGCAGGAUGAGACGAGGAGGCGCAAGAAACGGAUGGGAAUUACAGAUUCUGACAGUACCCCUUUUGGGCCGGAGGAUUUGGUCUCUAUGUCUGCCGACCCACGGAAUCAAGCCAAAGGAGGUUGGGUUCACGAAGAGGAAUUUCGUGAAUUGGCCCUUCGAAUCACCGCUGACGAAAGUUCCGAAGAUAACGGGAGAGAAACAUCCUUUGAAAAAUUUCUAGGUCCGGAUGCCGACAAAGCCAAUAUCAAAACAGCUUUGACUAGCGUGCAGGAUUUCUAUCCAGACACAUUGAAGUACUCAAAUUUGGACAAUCAUCAUGUUCCGCUGAAUUUCGACGAAGAGUCGGCUCAAAUUUCUGUUGACGAAGGCCUCGCCCUAUCUUCUCAGGUCGAUGAAAACUAUGCUUCGGAGCCGGAGCUAGACCAGUCUAGGACUGACGAGGACGGAGGGGAAGAACCUCAGGAGCAGUCGCAUCUCUUUGAGAAGGGAGCCCUUGAGGAGAGCUUCUAUGAUGGCAUUUUCGAUGAAUUCCCCCAACCACAUGGGGCUCAACCAGGGCCUCCGCAUGAGUCCAACGCCCCCAGUCUGGAUUCGAAUCAUACAUUUUUGAAGGUGCCUCCUUCUUUCGAGCUGGGUCUCAAAGCCGAUAUACAAGCGCAGCGCGAGCUUGACGAGAAGACGAGAAGUUCGAAACGACCUUAUGCUGAAACGACCUAUGAUGAAGCAGUGCCACCAAUCAAGAAGCCGAGAUUCUGGAGCGACCCAGACCAGAAAGCUGCACAGGAACAUCCUACCGACAGACUUGAUCACUCGGAGACCACCAAGAGGGUUGAUCGCCCCAGCCAGCAUUUGGAAGCCUCGCAGUCUUCUGAGCCUAGGUCAUCCUCAUCCCAGAAGACAAUACGUCCGUCAAAGGCGACGGCGCAAGUACACAACAGCAGACUAAAUUUCCCUGUUGUCAAGGAUCCAAAUGAUCCACUGACAAUCCUACGUUUCAGCCAAGACGAUGGGAAUUCAUCAUCGAAGAAAGACCCAGGAUCUCGGCCUAUAUCAAACUCGCUUCCGUCGGGAUCAGUCACCAGCGCUACCACAGGCGAUGAUAGCGGAGCUACUUCUUCGCUCCCCCGCUCGUCCUCUACGGUCAUACAACCCCCGAUUGCACUAGAUCCGCACGUCGCUGGUCUUAAGUCAACAGUUCAAAAUUCGUUUGACUUUCAACAAGACACUACUGUGUGUCUAUUCCGAUUCGCUGGUCCCAGCACCAAUGAAGUAGAAUCAACCAUAAAUGACUUUGGUCGUCCUUCUGUCGUCUAUCAAAAAGCAUAUUACAGUAACGAGGCUGAUGUUCCCGAAAGACCCCGGCAGUACGCCGGCCGGGAGUUUCGCUUGGAAAGUGACACCAUACACUUUCUCCCCACAUUUGACCCGUCAGGCAAUCUGCCUGCCGUGUUUGGCGAGCAGCAACCUAUUCUCGUUGACCGAGAGAAGCAGGAGACGCUUGAUGAGCAACUGCGCGAAUCAUGUACUGCCAGGGUUUGGGAAUUCGCUCCAGUGCCACCCAGUCGGUCCGAAGUGGUCGACUGGUGGGAACAGAUUGAGGCAUCGGCACGCAAAGCCAGUGCAACUACAACACCAGUCAAACACAAACCUCGCCCCGUUAAGAAUGUGGAAGCUUUGUCACAGAUUGAGGGCCCGACACAACAGAACCCUUAUGGCUUCAAAUACUCUCAAAAAGCGCAGAGCACUAGCGUGGAGCAUCAAACCCAGUACAUGAGUACGAUGAGUCUGGAAGUUCAUGUGAACACUCGUGGGACGUUAUCCGCUAAUCCAGACGAGGAUGAGAUAUCUUGCCUCUUCUGGUGCCUGCAAUCCGAAGACGAGGACAUCGAGGUCAAUAGCCAUCUGCCAGGUGUCCAUGUUGGGAUGAUCUACCAAGGCGAGGGCGAUAGGCCAGAAGCUAAGAUAUCGAAAGCUCUGAGGAUAGAGGUUGAGCAUGAAUCAACCGAACUUGACCUGAUCAACCGACUGGUUGACAUUGUUCGCUACCACGACCCUGACAUCAUCACGGGCUAUGAAGUUCAUAAUGGCUCCUGGGGGUACGUGAUCGAACGAGCGCGGAAGAAGUAUGACUUUGAUCUAUGCGCCGAGUUAUCCAGAGUCAAGUCGCAAUCGAAGUCGAAGUUUGGCAGAGAGGAUGAUCGUUGGGGGUUUGAGCAUGCGUCAUCAAUCCAAAUGACUGGCCGACACAUGAUCAAUAUCUGGCGUGCAAUGCGAGGCGAGCUGAACCUCUUGCAGUAUACCAUGGAGAAUGUUGUUUUUCAUCUCCUGCAACGUCGGAUUCCCCAUUACUCGGCCAAGGACCUCACGCAAUGGUACCAAAGUGGAAAAACUAGGAACAUGAUCAAGGUCGUGGAGUAUUUCACAUCGCGAGUGCAAAUGAACCUGGAAAUCAUCGAGGCCAAUGAGAUGAUCCCCCGAACUAGCGAGCAAGCGAGGUUGCUGGGAAUUGACUUCUACUCUGUGAUUGCCCGCGGAUCCCAAUUCAAAGUCGAGUCUUUGAUGUUCAGAAUUGCCAAGCCGGAGAAUUUUCUGCUUGUCUCUCCAAGCAGGAAACAAGUUGGACAGCAGAAUGCCCUGGAAUGCUUGCCUCUGGUCAUGGAGCCGCAGAGUGACUUCUAUACAAGUCCUCUUCUGGUUCUCGACUUUCAGUCGCUCUACCCUAGCGUUAUGAUUGCUUACAAUUACUGCUACUCGACCUUUCUUGGCCGAGCUGUCCAGUGGCGCGGCAGGGAUAAAAUGGGUUUCUUGGACUACAAACGGGAGCCACGACUCCUGGAGCUGCUGAAGGACAAGAUCAACAUUGCACCGAAUGGCAUGAUGUACGCGAAGCAAGAAGUCCGCCAGUCACUGCUUGCCAAGAUGCUGACGGAAAUUCUUGAAACGCGAGUCAUGGUCAAGAGUGGAAUGAAGGCCGACAGAGACGACAAGAUCUUGCAACGGUUGCUCAAUAAUCGGCAACUAGCUCUGAAGCUCAUUGCCAACGUGACAUACGGAUACACAUCUGCUUCGUUCUCUGGUCGGAUGCCCUGCUCUGAGAUCGCAGACAGCAUCGUACAAUCGGGGCGGGAGACCUUGGAAAAAGCAAUCGCGUUCAUCCAUUCUGUCGAGAGAUGGGGUGCCGAGGUUGUCUAUGGAGACACUGACAGUUUAUUUGUCUAUCUCAAGGGUCGCACCCGAGCCCAGGCAUUUGACCUCGGCGAAGAGAUUGCACAAGCAGUGACAGACAUGAAUCCGCGCCCCAUCAAACUCAAGUUCGAGAAAGUCUACCACCCCUGCGUCCUUUUAGCCAAGAAACGUUAUGUUGGUUUCAAAUACGAACAUCGCAAACAAGCUGAGCCUGAGUUCGAUGCCAAAGGUAUUGAGACUGUGCGACGUGAUGGAACGCCUGCAGAGCAAAAAAUUGAAGAGAAGGCCCUUAAGCUUCUUUUCCGAACUGCAGACCUUAGUCAAGUGAAAUCUUACUUCCAACGGCAAUGCAGCAAGAUUAUGCAAGGCCGUGUCUCUAUUCAGGAUUUCUGUUUCGCUCGGGAGGUCCGACUGGGUACCUACAGUGAGCGCGGCACUCUCCCCGCUGGAGCGAUGAUCAGUACCAAGCGCAUGUUGGAGGACCCUCGUUCGGAACCGCAGUACGGCGAACGAGUCCCAUAUGUCGUCGUUACUGGCGCACCUGGAUCUAGACUCAUCGACCGAUGUGUGGCACCAGAUACACUUCUUCAUGACGCACAGCUCGAUCUCGAUGCCGAGUACUACAUCACCAAGAAUCUCAUCCCACCCCUCGAGCGAAUCUUCAAUCUUGUUGGAGCAAAUGUGCGGCAAUGGUAUGACGAAAUGCCCAAGGUGCAACGAAUUCGCCGAGUUGAUGCAUCAUCAAACUCGACCCUGUCUCGCUCGAAUCGGGAGGUUGCCAUUUCGAAGAAAACCUUGGAGUCUUACAUGCGGUCCUCUUCCUGCAUCAUCUGCCGAGCCAAGUUAACUGAUGCUGCCGUUCCCGUAUGUUCUGAGUGUCUGCAGCAGCCGCACCUCGCUCUUUUAAAUGUUUUUUCUCAGCUGCAGCGGGCUGAAAAACGAGUCCUUGACUUGGAGGCUGUGUGUCGGUCAUGCAUGGGGGUUCCACCAGGCGACAGUAUUGCGUGCGAUAGCAUGGAUUGUCCAGUUUUCUACUCCAGGACUAGAGACGCAGCUGGUUUGCGACAUACAAGGGCUGUUUUGGAACCUGUGGUGGAACUGCUGGAGAAGAAAGGGGACGAAGGCUUGGAUUGGUGA
Molecule: messenger RNA, 5223 nt
Organism: Penicillium subrubescens
Lineage: Eukaryota; Fungi; Ascomycota; Eurotiomycetes; Eurotiales; Aspergillaceae
Product: DNA-directed DNA polymerase zeta catalytic subunit REV3
Exons: 1
Coding region: 1-5223 (1740 amino acids)
Biological process (GO): error-prone translesion synthesis; double-strand break repair via homologous recombination
Cellular component (GO): nucleus; zeta DNA polymerase complex
Molecular function (GO): DNA-directed DNA polymerase activity; nucleotide binding; DNA binding
Source: RefSeq, a predicted model, not a curated record